AUGAGAACUAAAUCGCAAAAUGAAUUACACAAAAGAGUCCUGAAACUGAUGAAAGUGUACGGAAUAGACGCGUAUCUGUCGUAUACAGCAGACUGCCACCACAACGAGUACAUUGGAACCCAGGAUCUGCGUGUGACUAUGCUGACAGGGUUCACUGGAUCAAAUGGAAUAGCAAUGACGGCAGAAGUGCCGCUUCUGUGGACAGAUGGCCGAUACUACAUCCAGGCAGAGAGGGAAUCAACCUAUUCGCUGAGAAAAGAAGCACCAAGUGAAGUCGCUAGAAAUUUCAAGAAAAUCAGUUUUGACCUGAGACUAGUUUCUACCAAAUUCUACGACGAAUUCACGAAGAAGCUUAAAGAGAAAGGGGUUGAAUUCGUGGCGAUAGACGAGAACCUGGUUGAUAGGGCAAUUGAGGAAAUAAACAGGGAAAGAGGAGUAGAGGAAAAGAUGCUUGAACUCGAUGGAAGAAGGUACAGUUUGACAAGAAGAGUGGGAGACGUAACCUACUUGGAGAACUACCAGCUCAUUGACUUCGUUGCAGAUGACUUGAGGGCAGUGAACUACCUGAAGGCAUUUGGUUUCACGAAGUUGGACGAGAACGUCUCAGGCUCAAGUUACCAGGAUAAAAUAGGGAAAGUGAGAGAGGUGGCAGGGGAUAGGACACUUCUUGUGACUGAGUUGGACACAAUCUGCUGGAUACUGAACGUACGUGGGAAUGAGAUCGACUACAAUCCGCUCUUCUACGGCUACCUGGUUCUUUCUCGCGAUGACGUGAUUCUCUUUGUGGAUUCAGAAGUCUACCUCAAGGGAGUGGCUACGAGAGAGUACAGGCAGUUUGAGGAGUACUUGAAUGAGAAGCUGGUUCACGAAAGGGUGCUGGUUUCCAGCCAAUGCUCGCAGUAUUUGGCUAACAAGAUGGUGAAUGCUGAAUUCACUGAGGAAAUUAGAAUUAUGCAAUCGAAGAAGAAUCAGACUGAAUUGGCUGGAAUGACACUGGCCUACUACUACGACGGAAUUGCCCUAACAAACCUGUUGGGGCAUCUCAGCAGAAGCAAGGAGGAGUACACCGAGAAGCAGGUUGCAGAUCUGCUACUUCGGUACAAGAAGAAUCUGCCUGGAUUUGUUCAGCCUUCGUUUGAGACAAUUUCAUGUACUGGAUCCAAUGCAGCCAUCAUCCACCACAGUCCAAGUGACGCAGUCGUAGACUACGACAGCGUCUAUUUGAUUGAUUCUGGCUCCCAAUACCUCUUUGGGACGACUGACACCACCAGAACGUGUCACUUCAGGAAGCCAGCCCCAGAACUGGUCCACGAUAACACGUUGGUCCUGAAGUGUCAGCUCAAUGCGAUGAUGAAGGUGUUCAAGGAGGAGGCUGAGUUCUCUGAAUUGGACGAAGCAGGACGAAUCUACCUCAAAAACGAGGAGAAGGAGUUCAAGCAUGGGCUGUCUCACGGUGUGGGACACUUUCUCUGUGUUCACGAGCAUCCGCCUAUAAUUUCACCAAACAAGAAGGAGGCAUUCUACGAUAACUGCGUAUUCUCAGUUGAGCCAGGAUUCUACCUUGAAAACGAGUAUGGAAUCAGAAUAGAGAACCUGGUUUACUGUAAGAAGAAUAAAGAGGCAGAAGGAGGCUACUCACUGGUCAACCUGACCAUGGUGCCAUACGACCAGGGUCUGAUAGACCAGAGCAUGCUUAAUGAGCAGGAGAAGGCGUACUUGAACACAUUCAACCAGUUGCUAUUGGAACUGUUUGAAGGCAGUUUGAACGAAGAGGGGUGGCAUUAUUUGAAGAGUAAUGCGCAUAAAAUAGUGUAA
Molecule: messenger RNA, 1815 nt
Organism: Enterospora canceri
Lineage: Eukaryota; Fungi; Microsporidia; Enterocytozoonidae
Source: the annotation of a GenBank genome assembly